CGCGGUGUCCGUUUGGGCGCUUCCUUGGCCCGGAUUACUCGUUCUGUAAGUGGCGUCGCGACUCCUCUCAAAGACGAAGAUCGCAUUUUUAACAACCUAUACGGUAGACAUGAUUGGCAUCUUAAAGGUGCCAUGCAAAGGGGUUUUUGGUACAAAACCAAAGAAAUUAUCCUAAAGGGUCAAGAUUGGAUUAUUGAUGAAAUUAAAAAGUCUGGUCUGCGUGGCCGAGGGGGAGCCGGUUUUCCCACAGGUGUCAAGUGGAGCUUUAUGCGCAAACCAAGCGACGGCCGUCCGCGGUAUCUAGUUGUCAACGGAGACGAAGGUGAGCCGGGAACCUGCAAGGACAGAGAAAUUAUCCGACACGAUCCACACUCCCUUAUUGAAGGUUGCCUCGUCGCCGGUGUUGGCAAUGGCGCCCAAGCCGCCUACAUCUACAUACGUGGUGAAUUCUACAAUGAAGCUUGCAUCCUCCAAGAGGCAAUUAAUGAGGCAAUCCAGGCGUAUGAUGCGGGUCUGAUCGGUAAGAACGCAUGUGGGAGUGGGUACGCCUUUGACGUCUACAUCCACCGUGGUGGCGGUGCUUACAUUUGCGGUGAAGAGACUGCCCUGAUAGAAUCCAUCGAGGGCAAGCAGGGCAAACCGCGUCUCAAGCCUCCGUUCCCGGCCGAUGUGGGUCUGUUUGGCUGCCCCACGACGGUGAAUAAUAUUGAGACAAUUGCCUCUUCUCCGACUAUCUGCCGCCGUGGUGGCGAGUGGUUUGCGUCUUUUGGACGUGAAAGGAACCAUGGAACUAAGCUCUUCAAUAUUUCGGGUCAUGUGAACAAUCCGUGCACUGUCGAAGAAAGCAUGUCAAUUCCCUUGAAAGAAUUGAUCGAACGACACGCUGGAGGCGUUCGUGGAGGCUGGGAUAACCUUCUGGCUGUCAUCCCUGGUGGAAGCUCAACUCCUGUUAUUCCAAAGAGCAUCUGCGACACCGUUCUGAUGGAUUUCGAUGCCCUCAUGGAGGUUCAGUCGGGUCUGGGAACCGCCGCCAUCGUUGUGAUGGACAAGUCAGCUGACAUCAUCCGAUGCAUUGCCCGUUUGAGCGCGUUCUACAAACACGAGUCCUGUGGACAGUGCACACCUUGCCGUGAAGGCUGCAAUUGGAUGUUGAAGAUUAUGCAGCGUUUUCAGACUGGGAACGCGAAGGAGGAGGAGAUUCAGUUCUUGUACGAAGUCUCCAAGCAAAUCGAGGGCCACACGAUUUGUGCAUUUGGCGAGGGAGCUGCAUGGCCUGUGCAGGGUCUCAUUCGUCACUUCACCCCCGAGAUCAAGCGCCGCAUGGCAGAAUAUUCAGCAAAGCGGGCCCAGGCCUAG
This is a messenger RNA of Mesocestoides corti, 1356 nucleotides long. Lineage: Eukaryota; Metazoa; Platyhelminthes; Cestoda; Cyclophyllidea; Mesocestoididae. The record is from the annotation of a GenBank genome assembly.